UUUUUUUUUAAAACACUGUUAUUAUUAAUGAAUCCAAAACAACAAAAGAGUAGAUUGAAGAAGAAAUUUCCUCCAACCAAAUACAAUUAUUAUCGAAAAAUAAAUAUCUAGCUAAGUCAUGAGCAAUUUUAUUAACUUCCAGUUUAACAUGAGAAACCAUUACUCUAGAAAAAAAGAUAACAAAAUAAAAAUAACAUCUAUCAAAUCAUAGAAAUUAAAUACACAGCCAAUUGAAUUAUCAAACAAUUUACUAAAAUACUAAUUUUUGUAAAUAAAAAUAUGCAUGUUAAUAUUUGGUAAUUUUUUUUUUCAUGAUAAUACCUAUAAAGAAGGAAGCAACUUGAGUUGAGCAAAAAAAAAAAAAAUGCAGUGCACUUCACUAAUCAACUCCCACAUCCCAAUUCCACCGCCUAAAAAGUCCAAAACCUCGUACGGCUUCGCCACCACCGCCAACCCAACACGACGUCGUUUAGCCAUUAAAAUGUCCCUAAACGAAACCCCCAAACCCCCUGGCCUAAUCUCCUCCGUCACCAAACUCCUCUGGGGCCCAUCCCUUCCACCGGGUCUUCUCAUCUCCACCGUCCGUACAGCCUGGCACUCCACGUGGCGUCUCAUGAUGUCCCAGCUCGCUCCCUCCGAUUCAGCCGGCGGUUACUCCAGACCCGCUUCAAAAUUCCGGGCCCAAAAAUUAACCCGAAAAAGCCCAACAACACUCCAUCUCUACGUGGGCCUGCCUUGUCCGUGGGCCCACCGAGCCCUCAUAGUCCGAGUCCUGAAAGGCCUCGAAGAAGCCAUACCCGUAUCGGUUGCAGCUCCAGGAACAGAUGGUUCGUGGGAAUUCAAGGAUAUCCAAGGUAGGAAUGAGGAUAUCGUUAUCCCGACUAGGGAUAAGGCCAAUGGGUGUAGAACGCUAAAAGAAGUGUACGGACUUAGAAGAGAAGGGUAUAAUGGACGGUGCACGGUUCCAAUGCUAUGGGAUAAGGAGGCGAAAGAAGUUGUUUGUAACGAGAGCUAUGAUAUCAUCCAAUUGUUCAAUUCGGAGUUGAAUGGGUUGGCCCGAAACCCGGAUUUGGAUCUUAAUCCGCCAUAUUUGAAGGACCAGAUUGAGAAAUGGAAUGGGAUUAUUUACCCAAAUGUAAAUAAUGGGGUUUACAGAUGUGGAUUUGCUCAGAGUCAAGAAGCAUACGAUAAAGCAGUGAAGGAGUUGUUUAAUACAUUAGACAUGUUAGAUAAUCAUUUAAGUAGUUCGAGAUACCUAUGUGGACAUAAACUUACUCUAGCUGAUGUUUGUUUGUUCACUACUUUGAUUCGAUUUGAUCUUGUCUACAAUAGUUUGUUUAAGUGCACCAAAAAGAAGAUCAUUGAGUACCCAAAUCUACAUGGCUUUAUGUGUGACAUUUAUCAGAUUCCUAAGGUGGGUGAAACUUGUAAUUUUCCAGCAAUUAUGGAUGGUUACUAUGGAACACUUUUUCCACUUAAUCCAGGUAGCAUUCGACCUAUAAUCCCUUUGGGUUCAGACCAUCAAGUUCUAUCUUCUAAAUCUCAUAAUAGGGAUUCAAUAUCAGUUAGAAAUCAAAGUAGUGACAUUUUUGUAUCAUAAUAAAUAAUAUACAAAUCUUCUUCUUGUUUUCAUAUAAAAGAUUUAUUCUUGUAUAAUAAUUUGUAAUGAUCUUUGAGGUUGCUAAACUCAUGGAUAGGGAUAUCUGUAAAUACAUGUGUCCCAAUAAUUUUAUAAAGUUCGGUAUAGUUUGUAAA
Molecule: messenger RNA, 1755 nt
Organism: Cannabis sativa
Lineage: Eukaryota; Viridiplantae; Streptophyta; Magnoliopsida; Rosales; Cannabaceae
Exons: 3
Coding region: 365-1600 (411 amino acids)
Cellular component (GO): cytoplasm
Molecular function (GO): glutathione transferase activity
Source: RefSeq, a predicted model, not a curated record